AAGGCCUUAGUUCAUGAUUGACUUUUGUCCGAGCUAGAUCAGAGAAUAGAAAUGGGGAAUAGCACCUUCAAUAGCACUAGCCUGCUGUGCGGAAUUUUCAGUGUGGUUUAUAUUGUGUUUAUAACGUUUGCCAUAUUUACCAUAAUCAUGUGCUGAGCAUUCAAACAUUUAUCAAAGUUCCUUUGUCCUUGUAUGCCUUACCCUUCUUUUGUUGGAUAAUUAUAAUUGCAAUGC
This is a messenger RNA of Drosophila guanche, 234 nucleotides long. RefSeq lists its product as uncharacterized. Bases 52 to 156 code for a protein of 34 amino acids. The record is from RefSeq and is a predicted model, not a curated record. The transcript has a single exon. Lineage: Eukaryota; Metazoa; Arthropoda; Insecta; Diptera; Drosophilidae.